AUGGAUGUCAAGAAAAAGACCUUCUUGGAGAACUUGCGUGUGAAAACAAAGUUUCCUAACCGGAAGAAGCCAGGUAAGAAGCCACUUGCCAAGCAGGGGAGGAUGCUGGCCCACCGGCGCAGUAGCUCUGUACCAGACCUAAGGUUUGUGCCAGGUGAAGCAUUUUCAACAGAGAGCGUGGACACUACCUCUGAUGCCAUCUUUUUCGGCAUUUCCCCUGGUUUCAGUGAUACUGAUUCUAUUGCAAGUGGCUCAAUCCCUGAUGGGCCGCUUUUCACAGAAAAACUGACCGAAUCAGUCCCAGAAACUAGACUCAGAGUUUCCACAGAUAACAGAGCUACAGGGUUUAACAGAAUAAGUGCACCAGUAGAGGCAUCAACCCUGUAUGAGGAAAUUGAUGAUGCGAUAAAAUCAGGCUCUCAGACAAAUGUGAACUUGACUGGAGAAGCCGUGUAUGCACAGGUUAAUAAAAGAGCCAUGGAAAAUGCACCAAAAUUUACUUUUGAGCCUAUUCCUGCACCAAGAUCUGUUUAUAAAAAUGCACAAGUCCUGUCACCAAGACCAGACCUUGGAGAGAGAGAAAAUCUCUCUGGUGAAAUGGUUUGCAUCCCUGAAGAAACCCCAGCAGACAGAGUGCCUCAAAGUUCAAUUACUGCAGCACUGGCCAGAGCAAACUCACUGGGAGAUCAGGUGAGCCCUGGCAUAGAAAAGAAGACCACAAUGUUGGAGCAAAAAAAGGCGUCAUUUGAAGAUGUGACUCCAGCAAUCAGAAGAAAUGCUCUGGUCACGGAUACUCUGGGUACACUUCAGGAGAGUGUAGAGCAAAAAAAGGCGUCAUUUGAAGAUGUGACUCCAGCAAUCAGAAGAAAUGCUCUGGUCACGGAUACUCUGGGUACACUUCAGGAGAGUGUAGAGCAAAAAAAGGCGUCAUUUGAAGAUGUGACUCCAGCAAUCAGAAGAAAUGCUCUGGUCACGGAUACUCUGGGUACACUUCAGGAGAGUUCAGAUGGCCUCUCUCUGGACUCUUUCUGUGCUACUCCCAAUGAAGAUCGAGUCAACAUGACCUGGACAACAGACUCGGAGGAACUCGAACGAGAACUCUUCCCUCCCUCAACGAUGAAAGAGUUAGGCAUGGAAGACACUCUGCAAGGAGGCCAGCUUGAGGAUCCCCUGGAAGAAAUAGCAGAGACUACCAGUGAAAUAUUUGAAUAUUUUGACGAAACCAUACAAGAUCCGUCAGAAAACUUGGUUAAGGACCCCCAAGGACCUGUCCCACUCCAGAGGUACCUCCUGAGCAUCAAUCUAAAGCAGGGAAAGAACCUGGUCAUCAGAGACAAGCGCUCCGGUACCAGCGAUCCUUAUGUGAAGUUCAAACUCGAAGGAAAACAGUUCUACAAAAGCAAAGUGGUUUAUAAAAACCUGAAUCCACGAUGGAAUGAGUCAUUCUCUUAUCCUCUGCGAGACAGAGAGCAUAUUGUGGAAGUUCGGGUCUAUGAUAAAAAUCGAACAAGUGAUGACUUCAUGGGUUCCAGCACUAUUUCACUGAAAAAUCUUGACUUGGACAAAACCCAUGAAAUGGAGUUGCAUCUUGAUGAUCCAAAAAGUAAGGAAGAUGACAUGGGAGUUAUUCUCGUUGAUGUCCGCCUAAUGUAUAGAGAUGCCACCAUCAAAAGAGGCCCUAACAUCGUUUUCUCCCUCUGUGUUACCACCGCAGAGACAGGGAAUGGCAAGUGCCUUAGUAAAACUCUGCUGUGUGAUAGUGUUUCAAACAGGAGGGGGGUGUAUGGGAGAAGCAGGAGGGGGACUCUGCUGUUCGAGGCAUGUUGCCAGUGUGGGAUGCCUAAGAUCGGCAAGGCUGAUAAUUCCCAGUAUGCCAAGUGUCCUGCCUCCCCACACUCAGUCUGGGAGCCAGUGAUGAGUGGGACUGUCACAGCCAGGGACAUCUGGCUGCUCGCUGACGUCCCUCUCUUCCUCUCUCUCCAGGAGCCUCAGUGGUGUGGCUUGCCUGUCAGAAGAGAUGUGCUAAUGUGCUCCAACAGAGAUGUGCUGUAUAGUGCCACACCAACUGGGCGUCCAGCUGAAGUGCAGAAGAAUCAGCUAAAGAACCAGAUGUGGACUGGAGUGCUCAGUAUCACCUUGGUGGAGGGACUGGAUCUGCCGCAAUAUGGUCAUGGGGACAUUUAUGUCCGCUUUCGACUUGGUGAUCAGAAGUACAGGAGCAAGAACCUUUGCAUUCAGCCCAAUCCCCAGUGGAGAGAGCAGUUUGACUUCAAUCAGUUUGAAGAUAUCCAGGAACCUCUGCAGGUGGAGGUGUACUCUAAAAGAGGAAGGAAGAGUGAAGAAUCAUGGGGGAUGUUUGAGAUUGACCAAUCGAGACUGCAGCUUAAUGAGAGACAGCUCUGCACUCAUGCAUUGGAUCCAGGAAAGGGCAGACUAGUGUGUUUGGUCACUCUUAGACUCAGCUGGGGAGUCUCCAUAUCUGACUGUGGGACAGCUACCUUGGAGAAGCCUGAUGAGAGAGACAAUAUAGUGGAGAAAUUUAGCUUAAAGAACUCUCACAAGUGUGUGGGUGAGGUCGGCUUCCUUCAGGUCAAGGUUAUAAAGGCAAAUGAUCUUCCAGCAACAGACCUCAAUGGAAAAAGCAACCCCUUGUGUGUUAUUGAGCUCGGAAACAGCAAACUUCAAACUCACGCAGUCUACAAGAACCUCAAUCCCGAGUGGAACAAAGCAUUGACAUUCCCAAUUAAGGACAUUAAUGAUGUGAUGGAGUUGACUGUCCUGGAUGACAAUGGAGACAACAUAUUGGGGAAAGUGGCCAUUCCAUUAUUGACUGUUCAGAAUGGACAGCAGAUAUGUCUGUUCUUGAAGAAAGAAGACUUGGAAAGUGUGUCUAAAGGAACCAUCACACUGGAGCUGGAAGUUGUCUACAACAAAGUCAGAGCUGGUAUCAGAACCUUCCGACCAAAGGAGGGAAAAUUAAUGGAGGAAAACCCAAAGUUCUCCAAGAAGCUUCUUGCCCGGAAUAUAUAUCGGGUUCGAAAAAUCAGCACAGCAGUUCUGUACACGUUACAGUACAUUAAAAGCUGUUUUCAAUGGGAGAGCACACAACGGAGUCUAAUAGCCUUUCUGAUCUUCCUGGUGACGGUGUGGCACGGGGAGCUCUUCAUGCUGCCCCUCUUCCUGCUUCUGCUCAUCGUCUGGAACUACUUCCACCUCACCAAAGGGAAGGCCAGUUCCAACCAAGACCUGGUGAACAUGAGCAUUGGCGACGACGAAGAGGAGGGCGAGAAGGAAUGCGGAAAAAAGGGUUUGAUGGAUAAGAUACAUAUGGUGCAGGAAGUAGUGUUGGCUGUCCAGAACGCUUUGGAAGAACUCUCAAACAUUGGAGAGCGAAUCAAAAACAUAUUCAACUGGUCGGUCCCAUUCCUGUCAUGUCUGGCAUGCUUAGUGCUGUUUCUGGCAACAGCACUGUUAUAUUUUAUCCCAAUGCGAUAUAUUGUGCUGAUAUGGGGUGUUAACAAAUUUACCAAGAAGCUGCGCAACCCAUAUACUAUUGACAAUAAUGAAAUACUGGAUUUCCUCAAGAGGGUGCCUUCUGAUGUUCAAAAGGUGCAGUACAGCGCGUUGAGAGCGCCCACCAGCCAGAGCCAGCCACGGAAGAAAAGGUAAGCUCUACGGACAUGCUGG
Messenger RNA from Scomber japonicus (chub mackerel), 3687 nucleotides. RefSeq names its product multiple C2 domains, transmembrane 2a (gene mctp2a). The record is from RefSeq and is a predicted model, not a curated record. Lineage: Eukaryota; Metazoa; Chordata; Actinopteri; Scombriformes; Scombridae. Gene Ontology annotation, molecular function: calcium ion binding. Gene Ontology annotation, biological process: regulation of neurotransmitter secretion. Gene Ontology annotation, cellular component: synaptic vesicle membrane. The transcript is spliced from 23 exons. The coding region runs from base 1 to 3669 and encodes 1222 amino acids.